Molecule: messenger RNA, 894 nt
Organism: Apodemus sylvaticus (European woodmouse)
Lineage: Eukaryota; Metazoa; Chordata; Mammalia; Rodentia; Muridae
Product: cytochrome P450 3A25-like
Exons: 6
Coding region: 1-894 (297 amino acids)
Biological process (GO): steroid metabolic process; oxidative demethylation
Molecular function (GO): iron ion binding; testosterone 6-beta-hydroxylase activity; heme binding
Source: RefSeq, a predicted model, not a curated record
AUGCUGAGCAGUCAAUUAUCACUCAUUCUCUGCAUUUAUUUUUUCUCUGUAGUUCUGUUUCCAUUUCUUACUCCAAUAUAUGAGAUGUUAAAUCUCUCCAUUUUCCCAAAAGAUUCAAUGAACUUUUUCAAAAAUUUUGUAAAAAGGAUGAAGAAAGAUCGCCUUGAUUCAAACCAGAAGAAGCGAAUGGAUUUUCUUCAACUGAUGAUGAAUACUCAUAACUCUGAAGGACAAGAGUCCCAGAAAGCUCUUUCUGAUUUGGAAAUGGCAGCACAAUCUGUUAUUUUUAUUUUCGGAGGCUAUGAUGCCACAAGCACCUCAAUUUCCUUCAUAAUGUAUGAACUGGCCACUCACCCUGAUGUGCAAAAGAAACUUCAGGAUGAGAUUGACAGAGCUCUGCCCAAUAAGGGUCCUGUCACUUAUGAUGUCCUAAUGGACAUGGAAUAUCUGGACAUGGUGGUGAAUGAAAGUCUGAGAUUGUACCCAAUUGUUAGUAGGCUAGAGAGGGUCUCAAAAAAAGAUGUGGAAAUCAAUGGAGUGUUCAUUCCCAAAGGGACUGUAGUUUCGAUACCAAUCUAUCCUCUUCAUCGGAACCCUGAGUACUGGCCAGAGCCUGAGGAAUUCCACCCUGAAAGGUUCAGCAAGGAGAACAAGGGCAACAUUGAUCCAUAUAUAUACCUGCCCUUUGGGAACGGACCCAGGAACUGCCUUGGCAUGAGGUUUUCUCUCAUCAGCAUGAAACUUGCUGUCAUAGGAGUUCUUCAGAACUUCACUGUCCAGCCUUGUGAGGAGACACAGAUCCCCAUGAAGUUCAGCAGGCAACCGAUUUUCCAACCUGAAAAACCCAUCACCCUAAAGAUUGUGUCAAGAGAUAAACCCAGAACUGGACAGUGA